Spirometra erinaceieuropaei is the source of this 13145-nucleotide messenger RNA. NCBI's taxonomy places the organism in Eukaryota, Metazoa, Platyhelminthes, Cestoda, Diphyllobothriidea, Diphyllobothriidae. The record is from the annotation of a GenBank genome assembly.
AUGUUUCCGCGUCGGCAGGCUGGCGAAGGUGUUGGUGAGGAGGAGGCCAUGUUCUGUGUAGCUGCGCAGGAGGAAGUCGUUAUCGUUUCAGCCGUCCGAACCAUGGGGACCCAGCACUCCCACCCAGGCAUCCUUGCCUGUCCCGUCCAGGGCACUGAAGUCGCCAGGGAGAAUCCGCCUGUCCGUCUUCGGCACAGUCUGCAGGAGGUCUUCGUCGGGGUUGGUCAUUGCGUAGCGUAGGCCCUGAUGACGGUAGGGAAAUUGCCUCUUCGAAGAGACAGGUAUGGGGAUAGCAGGGAGAAGGGAUAGGGAUUAUUGUUUAGUUGAUUGCUUCGACCGUGAGUUGUACAUCUGCAAGCCAUUAUCUGCGUGCAGAUGACAUGAUUUCAACAUUUGUUUGGGGUACCUUUUCUACCUCUUUCCCGCCGAUAGGUAAGCAGUGCCGUUCCUAAACAGGACUGCUUAGACAUCACAGUUGGCUGCCGAAUUCCACUGUUGGUCACAACUUAGUUUAGUAGAGAGCGACCCGAGUUAGCCUGCGUCGCCUACAAGGUUGCAUGUUACCCUCUCCGUGGAACAUUCUAAAAGUUGGGAAGGGCAGAGGAGAUGAGAUGAGAAAUGUAGUUACCGGUUUUAGGGACACACAACACCUGAUAUCCUUGUCUGGUUUGGUCCGUCAGUCGAGGCGGUUACCGGGGUGUGGCUUUUAGGCACACAGAUGAGAUUGGGGUGUCGGUGAAGUAUCGUGCGUAGCAGUCACCACCUGCAUGAUGCGACUUACCGCGCAUCCUCGUAGCCAGACACCUUGUGUGGACAUCACUGUUAGCAACACGAUCAACAGGCUAAAUGAUCGGAUUACUAUCACGUGAAGAAUAGAAAGCGGAGAGAAAAAUACGGCAAUUAACUACUCAUCGCACCAAAUACGAACCGCCAAGAUGAACACAGCUGCUGCUUAUCUUGACAGGCAUGUGGUUGCAUGGCAACUGCUCCCUAACUAUACUGCACUCAUCGUGCGUCUAGUACUCUUGUCUGUGACUGUCCCUGAUAGUGGGCGCGAGUGAAAACCGGAAACAUCAGGCGAAUAAAUUUCUUGCUUCAGAGAUUGCAUCUUCUUCAUUUAAACUACUUCUUGCAAUUCGCAUUCUCGUUCCCACCUACUUCGCCAUAUCGUUAGGAGUAUGGUUGAAAGAUGUGGGUUUUGACUUGCUGCUUGUGCUUGUCUUCCUCUUUGUUUUGAUUGGAGAAUCUCUAAAACCAAAGACAGUAAUCUAACUCUUCGAGAUAUCGUUAGUGUAUAACAACUGAGCUUCUGAGAGACUGUGUUCACGAUUGGUUAGUACGCACGUUUUUACUCCAACUGGGAUGGUAAGAUCAGUACUUGCUUCUCACAUUCUUGGACAACCUCGUCAGUCCGGUCGUUUCUGAUGGGAGUCUUUGACCAGCUAUCCCUUCGUCUCCAGUUUUAUCUUCAGCAAUUUGGAUGUGGUUUACGCACGUAUAUCUAAAAUCGUUAUCAGUCCCUACUAGAGCUCGUGAUGUGUGUUUUGUAUGUGGUACUUAGUGCCCCUCAAACGGGCCACGUGACAGAUGCGAUGGACCAACAAUGGUGCUGUAUUGUAUUCCGGCAGGCGUUAUCGGAUUGCGCACCAUAACAAAUACCAACAUUUCGAGGUGCGGUAGCAGACCCGGUUGCGGUGUACGUCGCGAACAUUACGGCCUCUGCCACCCCAUUUUUGCUGUUCGUUAAAAUCCUGGUCAUGUGCCUUGUGGACCAGGGGGUGUGAAGUGGAACGCCAAGGUGCGGACUCGACCGUGCCAUCCACCUGCGCCCCCCCUCCCUCGACUCCGGUCUUCUUGACUCUGUUUUCACACCGGCCAAGGUGGGGGAGGAGGAGAGAGUGCGGUAGAUGUUGUGCAAGUCUACUAGCACCAUAAACUAAUCCUCGCAUAAAUCACCGUCCCUACCCUCACCUUGAUGUCGGCAAUUACAGUCAAACUAUUGUAUGUGAUCCUCAAGGCUGCAAAACAGCGAGUCCUUGCUUCUUCCUCUUAUUCGGGUAUCUUCGGCAUCUGCUGCUCUUCUGGUGUGCCCGGUCCAACAGGUCUACAUUCGGUUUUUGCUGAGAACCACUUCAUUAUGAUAGGUGAUACUAUAGCCGUAAACGUAUAUUUUUGCUACCACUAAUUUUGAAGAAAGGUGUUUUUCAGAGAUCGGAUGUCUAUUUAAAUCCCAAUCACCGUGCCUAGAUUAGGAUUAUAAGCUCCGGCUCGAAGCAGUGCUCCAAUGUUACUAUUAUCUGUUUUUUUGCAAUAAACGCAUGCUCCUAAUUUUCCUAAACGUUUAAGGGGCAUUUUAAAACUUACUUGAAGGAAGGGGAACUGAUCAUUCAAUUUUGAUGCUAAUAAUGGCACCAGUGAGAACUCCGAAUUAAUUAGCCACUGAAUGGGAUCUUCGCUGUUAUUUUAUCUUUCAUUUUCACAAGUUUUUUCGGAGGACUUGUUUCAUACAAAGCGUAGUCCGUUAAUUAUUGUCCUUACGAUUGUAUCACACAAGUGUCCAUUAAGCCAUCGGGCAAUAUACAUACAGGUUCGUGUGUGAAACUGCCUAGGGCACAAUCUUCUUCAUUUGAAAUAUUUGCACCUCUAAGGAUUGUGAACAUGACACGACAAAAUUAGGUAGAAAAUUCGAAGUGCGGUCCAAGAGUCAUAAAAAAUUGCAACAUGACACGGAGAUUUCUGUUUUACCGGCAUAUAAUGUGAGCAAUAUUUGAUUUUGAACCAAGUAAUUGGGCAUUGCCCUGCAAGUAUUGGGAAUACAGGGGCAAAGGCCAUCUAAUACCCAUUUUCUCUGCACAUACUUGACGGCAAAAUAAUAUAACAGCAACUCAGCGGAUAUUUUAAUCCGGAAAAAGCGAAGACUGUGCCAAAUAACUUAAUUUUCUCCAUAAACCUAUUGGCAUCUCUGCUCAUCCGGAAAUUUUUUAAAUACGCGUUCUUAUAUACGUAAAUUCGCUCUUUCGCAAGCACGGCGAUUUAAUGAAUACACUGAUCACUGCACAAAAAGACAUUACGACCCUUUUUAGCAGAAGUGUUUGGUAAGAAGAACAGACGAUUUCAUCUGUGCAUCCAUAUUGUCUCCAAGCUUUGUAGGCAAUUAGCUGCUGUAGUUGGAGGUUAUACUAGGGUCGAACCAGAGAUGUCUACUAGUGCGUUUCAUCGCACUCGGGGCUGCUGACCAUGAAUCGGAUGGCGUCGACCAGAAUUCGCUUAUUGAUUUCGGAGGGUCCGAAAAAUGUAAUUUAUGUCCCCGAGAUCGUUCCUUCACUGCCAUGAACGAUCUUUAUCGUGUCUAUCAAGUUUAUCUGUCUCGUUUGCUAGUACAGCUGUUCUUACCAGAAUGGAUACCGGACAAAAGUCCAAAUAUCGUCGGAAGUUAUACCGAGAGAAAUUGCGACACUAACCUUAUUUGAGAGAUCAGCCCUGCUGGAACCCGCAUAUUUCUUAAUUCCAGGGUUGACGGUGAUAGGGUUCGGGAGUUCAAAAUUGAUUUGAAGGCUGGAACAACUGGUGACUGGUCACCGAAGGUGUUGGAAAUUGUCGUCGUUGCAUAGUGGCUGGACACUUAAUAAACGGCGCGGACAUCACAAAUUCAAAAAUGCAGGUGGUUGUUCGUUUCCGUUAAUUGGUAGAGCAGUCCUCUUAAAAAACCUACGGGGCAUGAGUCAAAAGCAGGCUACUGUUUCUUUUCCUCCCCACCAUAUACUCAAUUGUCAAAAAUGAAUGCUGAGAACGUUUUGUUCUCUGUAACCACUUCUGGCCUUUACUGAAGUCAACUGCUAUGUUAGGUUGAGGCACCUUGAUUUGAACAACGGCGUUUAGAAUUAGCACUACGCUGGACAGCCAGGUUUUCAUCCACAUGUCUAGGAGGCGAGAAGUUGAAAUCACCCAUAAGAAUGGUUGUGAAGGCGAGGCACUAGUCGUCACAUUUGUGGCCGCAUUCGUGACGUCUCGAUUUAAGCAGUGAUUUAUGACUCAUCCCUCCUUCUGUUUUCGCUUUGCACACGUGCUUUUAGAGACAGAAAAAAUUAGAAUAAUGAAUCAGAAAGGAUAAAGCAUUUCGAGCCUAAGCUAUUAUUGACACGUUAAAAGGGAUCCAAGAAGCCAAGAAUUAACUACGAGAGUCGAGCCAACUCAUAAAGUCAGUGAUAGGACGCAGGACUAGCAACUCCGCGAGUAUAGGAGGCCUUGCUAUAACUUCCAGGGAAAUUAGUGUCAAGACUAGGGUUUGGCCGAAGGUUAGCGAAAAGGUAGCCUUAUGGUUAACCAGUGUAAUGAACUUCCCUCUCCAUAUUCGGUGCUGAGACUUAGCCUCGUUGGAGUAAAUAGCCGUGCGAGGAGCGCACAGGCGAACACUGUUCACAGCGCCAGGGUCAGUGGGCCAGAUGGUCGAGCAAUCAUCAUACCAACAUCCACCACCCGUGAUGAAAUUGCAACGAUUAACGACUCGAAUGCCGGCCAUCAAAAAAUCAUCUCACCAUGUGCAACAAUUCCUGAUGGAGGGAAACCUGAAUUUUCAUAGGUGGGCUGUAGCAUGAUGAAUGCAACCUUUAAAUGCAGCCGUCCCUUCUGCAUGAACUACCCGUAUCUGUUGUUGUUGUUGUUGUUGUUGUUUUCUCUGAUGAUGGGUCCAAACAGAAAUCUGGGGCGUGAGGCGAAUAAAGUGUUUGUUCCAUUGAUCGUGUUUCCUUCUUCAGGACUGCUUCCUGGGACUCGUCCCUUCUCUUCUAUUGGUUAAACAAGAACUGUGUUUAAAGUUAGAGUAAUGGUUGAGUUAAAAGUUAAUAAUAAGGUGGGGUUUGGGAUCAAUGUUAGGGUUGAGUGCGGGGUUUGGAGUAGUGUUAGGUCCAAAUUUGAGACACUGGUAUAGGUAUUCGUCCUGGGGUUUAGCGAAAGGUUACCUUUAUUUUGUGGUAGUUCCUAUUCGAAUGGCUUCCUAAAUCGAUUGAUUCACCUGUAUCACCGUUAAAAGACAUGGACCACCUUUUAAAACUUGCCAAAUUCACUCGCUGAUGUGAUUUUUAUGCUCUUAUCUAAUGCUUAGACCACCUCUUUGGCCAUCCCUUCUAACUAUGAGUACUUGAAAACCCCUUCUUCGAAAUUAAAUUUACGACCAAAACCUAUAUUGUGGGAUUUUACCUAGAGAUAUUUGGUAAAUUUCAGCCUUUAGCAAAUGAAACUGUCGCGGUUUUCGUUGAAUGCUGCGAAAGGUCUCAGUGGCAUGUAAACAUAUCGUUUAAAACUCCAUUUAUCAGACCCCAGGAAUUCAACGCAGUAAUUUUAAUUUCAGUCAAAUUUAAAUAAUAAAUCACAUAGAUUUCCCUACGAAAUUUACCAGGGCUUCCAUUUUGUAGUCUUGUUCUUUAGUAGUUUAUUUCCUUAGGACAAAAUAGAGUGUAUAGUAAACAUACAAAGAGCGGAGUCAAAAUUGACUUAUUCAGUGAUAUUUUCUGCUAACAAAAAUGCAAUCAGGAUGGAAUUGACGGCAAAAACAAGAGAGACUAGGAUGACCAUUUUUGGCUAAGUAGCCGUCGUCGGCCAGUCACACCCAACCCCGAAGUGUGAAACACCUGGGGCCUGAUUGCGCGACCUGCUGGUUAAAAGUCCAACGCACCUAACCACCGAGCCAGGGGCUCGUUAUCCUAUCGGUUGUGAUCGGGUAUAUACCCGAGGAAGAAUUCACAACAGAGCAACUGGAUCAAGCAUUUUUUGAAGGGAAUUAAAGAUCUGAAAUACACAAAUAACCAACCGCCGAUAGAAAGAUCAGGAAACAACACAAUGACUGUACACAUAUUUCGGAAUGGGUUGAGACGCAGUUGGUGUUGCGCCAUCAGUUAACUUAUACAUUCCAGAGCGAAUUGCUUGCGACUAUUCCGAUCGCAAUCGUACAGUUUGGGCUGAUUAUACGUUCAAAAACAAAUUCCACCAGAAGGCGGUUUUUCAUUGGUCCGUUUAUAGGCAUGCGGAGCAGCAGAGCCAGACCGUUUGCCUUGACAACUCAUAAGGUUAGCCUGUGUUCAUAGGACACCUUUUAAUUAGGUUAAGGUAAAAAAUCUAGGCCCACUAAAUCACGUUCUUAUAAAUAUAUAUUUGGCUAAAAUUGUGGUAAACGUUCAUGAACCAUUUUGAGGGAAACUGCGAACCGAUUUUAUCAAAUUUUAAGAGGGUCAUUAGGCAUCACAAGUAAGGCUAAAGCCGGUCAGUAGCGUUAAAAACAGGAAUUCCAAAUCUAACGCGUUAUCAAUGUCACCCUUCCACUAAGAGUUAUAAAAUUUUUGGUAAAACGUAAAUUUUUUAGCUAUAGUGUACUUUUACCAAAAAAGCAAGCCUAAAAUUGUAAGGACUUACCAUAAAACGUAGGGACAGAUUCAGCGCAUAACCUGCCACAUUGGCUUUCCCUCUCCUCACAGUUGCUUUCUGUCCCAGCGUAUUUCGCAAAUGAAAAAAACAAAUUAUAGAAUCUUGUGUUGACCUGCUUUGCUAAAAUGAACAAAACACGUGCACUUUAAAGCUUUUGACUGCCGCUGAAGUCCUGAUCAUGAAAUUAGUGAAAAGUUGCGAAAAUCGUUUAAACGCACACCUGCAGCCUUGGGGAACUUGCUGUAUUUUUGGGUAUGGCAGUCAAUGCGUUUUUUUCGAAAUUUGUAGGUAGAGAUCCCCAGGAUGGGCAAAGACUAAUUUCCAUCAACGCACGCUUUGUGCUAUAAGGUAAAAACCACAUAGGCAUCUUGUUCUCCUCGAAUUAAAAGCAUUAUGGUUAAACGAAUGAAAAAAAUGGAUUUCAUUAGGAUACAAGUUAGUCGAUCUCGAUGUUUCGUCCUACAAGUCGCUGGUUUUAGAUAGAAUGACGUUUAGCUUUUUGAAUCCUCAUUUCGAACCCACGGGGAUUCUUUCUAGCUGUCAAUCAGUCAAUCUAUAUGGUUAAUCCCGAGUUGGAAGGGUUAGUUUUUAUGUUAAAAGAAAUUUGUCAGAAUGUUUUUAUUGGGCAGUCUUCCAUGUGCCGAGGUGGAGAUGAGAAGGUGAUCAUAAAAAUAUUAGGAAAUGACAUUUUAUUAGUAUAGCUAUGGAAAAGGAAGGGGAAAAUGGAGACGUUUGCUGUUGCAGUUAGCAGAAAAUACUUUGUCGAGAUGGGCCACAGUACUCAUAUGAAACACAUUCAAAUCUUAUCUGUUCCUUCAGGCGUACUCUUCGAACGUCGAUGACUGUUCAACUGUCAUUUUAUUUGAGCGAAUUUUGACUUAGACUGAUAUUCAACUUGACCGUCAAGGCUCUUCCCGCACGAAUUUUAAGGUUUCACAAAGUCUUAGACGGCUACCCUUCCCCUAUAAACACACUGUUUGCGACAUACUAAUAAAGUUUCUGAGUAGAAAAGCCGGUCUAAUCACUUCAAAGGUUCACGAGUAUGCAUAAUGAGAGCUAUAAGGUUAAUCGGACGACCACGUUUAAACUCACUACCUUAUGCUUUUUGCUGAAGGUUGCUUUUAGGGCAGACGAAACUUAUUUCGUCUUUCAAAACCAGCAAAACUUUGGAACUGGCGGAAAUGUUGUGCCAAGUUCUCGAAAUCGCAACCUUUUAUUUACAGUCAUAUAAACGCAGAAGUGGGGCAUGUUAGCUGAAUUUCCACCCAUUCAAACAAGCUCGGCGAACCGUCUAGGCUUUAAAGGCGGACUCGGAAAAUUUGAAACAUUCUGUCCCCGGUACGAAGCCGACAUUUUAAUUAGCAGGACUAGCAAAAAUUUAUCAAAUAUUAUAGUGCUGAAUCCCAUAUAAUAAAAUGAAUUCCUGCCUUCCUCGUAGAGUAUUUGUAGGCAAACUGUUUCUUUGUUAGGGGGCGCACACCGAUCGUUCAUACGGAACUCACUCGUUCCGUUUUGCCUUAGGGGCUCUCUCUCGAGCCCAACCAGCAGCCGCACAGCAGCGGUGUGCGCCCCCUAACAUUGUACAUUCCCGAUCGAAAUCCGACAGGGCAACGGGCUCGUGGCCCGGUGAGUAGAGGCGUUGACUUCUAAACCAACAGGUCGCGAGUUCGAGGCUCAGGUGUUCCACACUUCGGGCUUAGGUAUGGCUGGCUGACGACCGCUAAUAAGCCAGAAAUGGCCAUUCCAGUCUCCCUUGUCUUUGUCGGUAAUAUCAUUCUGCCUUAACUGUUUCUUUGUUGAAAGAAACCAACUUUAGCAACUGAAACGCAUUGCUCUCUAGAUUUGAAAAUUUCGAAUUGCUAUCAUCUGUGCUUGUUAUAGGAAAAAGUGUAUAAUAGAUUCUAUGAAAAUCGAAACAGACGUAGCCUCGACUGAAAUUCCACAAACUUUCUCGGUUGGAAAAGACUGCAGUACCUAUUCACUAACUAGCAAUGGAAUCUUAAGACACUUUAUGCAUUUUCAAAUCCUGGUUGUAUGCUAAGAAACUUUACAUCCACUUACAUAAAUCACGCCCUAUAAAAUAAGUUGCACGCUUUUUACUAAUCAUUGUCGUCUACGUAAACUGGAUUACAUUUUACGGACGGUGUGCUAUAAAAGUCAGUCCUUGUAAUCUUUCUGCGGGAGGGUACCUUAUCGUCGACUUUUGCAUCAAAGGAGGACUCUAUUUUGGCUUUAAAAGGUUUCCAGAUAAAAUAAUUAACAUGAUACUUACACUAUACAGUGCGCGACCUAUCUCAUGAAAUGUUGGCUGAAAUUCUGAAAUGCGUUUUCGAUUAGGAAGGAUUACUUGGUCACGGUUGUGAGACUGAUUAUCUUAAGGCAUACUAUUAUAACAUUUUGGACUCGGCAGGAUGUCGACUUUUAAAUGCAUUUCUUUUCAAUCUCCUGUAGAAAGCGUGCUUGGCAAAAAAUGACUACUUAAGUAGCAUGCCUUUUUCCCAUUGAUUUUCGAUGGUCUUGGGAAUUCAAAUAUAUUUUAUAGAAACCACAAACAAAAAUAUGCUUUCUUUUGGUCAAUCUAUAGAGAAUCACGUCUUCUUUAUAUUUUAUACUUAAGAAUGGAGUAUAACUAGGUUUUAAAAAAGUUUUCUAAUUGCCGAAUAAUUUGGAGCCUGAUCAUUCGUUGCAUUAACGCUUAGUGAUUACACUCUACAAAGUGCAUGCGUUCCGCUUAAAGAAAAUCUCAUAUUUUUCUAUGUCAUUAAAUAGCUAUCAUACAGGGUCCAUUAAAUUUUGCAAUGGAUGCGGACCAUGUUGUGCAUUUCAUGAGGAGCAGUGGUAAAAGGCCAGGUACGAUGUUAUGUGAGUGUACAUCUCGCGGUCUUAAAAAGUCUCAUAAUAAGAAACUUUUUUAAAACCUAAUUAUACUCCUUUCUUAAGUAUAAAAUAUAAAGAAGACGUGAUUCUCUAUAGAUUGACUAAAAGAAAGCAUAUUUUUGUUUGUGGUUUCUAUAAAAUAUAUUUGAAUUCCCAAGACCAUCGAAAAUCAAUGGGAAAAAGGCAUGCUACUUAAGUAGUCAUUUUUUGCCAAGCACGCUUUCUACAGGAGAUUGAAAAGAAAUGCAUUUAAAGUCGACAUCCUGCCGAGUCCAAAAUGUUAUAACAGUAUGUCUUAAGGUAAUCAGUCUCACAACCGUGACCAAGUAAUCCUUCCUAAUCGAAAACGCAUUUCAGAAUUUCAGCCAACAUUUCAUGAGCUCGGUCACGCACUGUGAGUACUAGGUGGCUUCUUUAUAAUAACACGAAAAGAUGUCCAAGUUUGCUAAGACAAUAAAUGCAUGGUCUAAAAUGUAGAAACCGUAGAAACGAGUGCUACAACAAGUCUCCUAAAUACAUCUGAAAUUCGACCUUUAUAGAGCCUAAAUCUCCCUCGUUUCAAGCAUGAACCUCCGAGGUAUGCAAUUUCCCACAACAGAAAGUAUGAAAAGUGGCGUUCCUCAGAAUGCUCUCUGUAAAACAUAAUUACAGCUAUAUAAAUAUCAAAAUUAAGUGAAAUAAGGUCAAUUAUUUGAGUUAGAAAUUUUAGUCAGCGUCAGCUAGGUGAGUUAAUAUUUUUUGUUCGCUAACAUGAAGCAUCAACGAUAAUUAAUGUGCAUUUUUAAAUGGAUCUGACUCGACGACAACCUUUGGUUUGUCAUUAUCCCCCUUUGAUUCUUGACAACCGCUCGGCUCAUUCGUAAAACCAGAGUUAAGGCAACGAGAUUUAUUAAGAACAACUUAAUACUGUCUGCUGCAUAGUAAUAUUGGGGCAAAAUACAUCAGUGAUACUCCAAGCUGUCUGCGAUGCCGUAUUUGCACGUAAAACCUCAUAUUUUACAAUUGAGUGGAUUUAAGCCUUUUCCAUCCUAAAACAAAAAUAAAAAAGACUUAAUAUUUGAAAAAGAAAAAUGAUUUAUAAAGAGAUAGCAUGUGCGGCAACUGUCCGACACAAACAAAAGGGUGUUGCAAUAUAGUACGAAAAUGGGAUAAGAAACUGCCAAAAUUAAUCAUAUGCCUCACAAAAAAUUUCAUUCUUGACACGCAAAAGACAAGAACUCGCAGUCACCUUAAACGUUUCGCCUAUUUUGGAGGGAUUUCGUGUUUCCCGUUUCAUAAUGACAUCCAGGCUUUCAAAGAGUACAGAGCUUUGAAAAGGUUUAUCCAACAAAUAAUGUGCACUUGAAAGUUCCCCAAAACUCACUGGCGGAAUGUGAUAAGAACUCGCAGUCACAGUCAUCUGAGGUUAGAAUCUCCGAAGAAUAACCUAGAAAAUGCCGCUUAUUAUGGAGAGGAUUUCGUGUUUCCUGGUUUAUAACGACAUACAACCUAUCAAAAGGUUUUAAAAAGGUUCAUACAACGAGUCAUGUGCUUUUCAAAGCCCCCUAAACUCGUUGGGCGGAAUAGGAAACAACGGUUCGUAUUCAUGGGAGAACUGUCAACUAAGCUUUAUUAAGAUCUAUGGGCGUAAUAAGUUCAUGAUGUGCGGCAGGUAAAAGAACGCCAUCGAUGCCUUCUUGAUUGUUUCAUUCCCACCUGAAUUUUUGUCCGUCAGUCUAAGGCUAAAAUUUUUAAAAUAUGUUUUAUAGUAGUUCAAAUAUACUGAAGAAAACACAUAACAAGCGGAACACAUUUGUCUGCCUGGUCGCUCACUCCCCAAUAAGUUCUUGAGGUGGACUGGUAAAAGGUUUGAACAAGGCAAAAGUUGGAGUUCUCUGAAAGAUAGUCUUGUGCACGUGAGUCCCGGAUGGUAUUUGAUAUAAUGCUGAACGUCCUUAAUUUAGCCUUAACUUGGAAAUAUAAAGAAAACUUAAACUUCACUGUGCACAUGAAAUAGGCUUGCAGUAAAAUUUUCAUCUGAAAACUGGCGUGGGACUAAUUUUUCGGAUAUUUGGGCCUAUUUCAAGCCAUUUAAUGUAAACGAAUUUUUUUACCUAAUUUGACUUUGCAUUUAAACGUGGCCAAGUAGGAGAACACGUAUAUGUUAGUAAAACAAGCAGUCGUCACUAACAAGUGAAUAUGCGAACGUUUUUAACCAACAUAAAUUCAAAUGAAGAUUUUCUGCAUUCAACAGCCUAAGAAAUAUCGUACGUUCGUAAUGACAGAUGCGAGUCAAAACUCUCGUAAAUGAGUCCAUUAACGGCGAAAAAAAUCCAAAAUACUUAUUGUUCGAACUAGCUGUUGUUUUAAGAAGUUUCCAACAAGCGGUGGAUGAUCUAAGUUUCUCGUGAGUCCUUUUUAAUGUUAAUGCAAAAAUGAGUAACAUGGUAAGAUGUUGUUGCGAAGAAGCUUUCCUAACGUAUGACAUGCUGUAACCCAGCCGGUACUGGCGAUUCAAAUCUUUCGUAGAUAUUUCUAGGAAGUGUUGUACAUAUCAUUUUGACUUACUAGCAGUUUCUGACCUCAGAUGUUCAACUUCAAUUUAACUUUAAGGGUAAGCACGGAAAUGUAGACUGCUCUUACUACAGGUGGUUUUGCGUUAGGUUCAAGGAGGCGUACCUACUCCCGAAUCCUAUUUUUAACCCUAAUCCUAAUGCUUGUCCGCAUGGCUAGAUCGCAGUUGGUAGCCAGGCCCCCUAUUACAGGUGGCUGGGUGGUUUAUUUACUGGGGCUAUUUAGUGGGGCUCCUUGAUUACAUCUGACCCAUUUGGCUUCCGUUUUGCGUUUGAGGUUAGGAUUAGGGUACCGGUUAAUGGUUUUCGAUAUUCAGGUUAGGGUUAUGCCUUUAAGCUUAGGUUUUCGGGUUACGGCUAGAGUUUGAGCGUACGAUUAGGAUUCAGUAUUACGGUUAAGUUUUACCGUUACGGCUGUGUCUAAGGGUUACGGUUACGUUUACGAUUUCGGUUAGGGUUGCCGUUAGGGUUAACGGUUAACGUUUAAGGUAGAGGUUAGGGUUAGGGUUAAGGUUAGUAUUAGGGUUAGGGUCGCCGUCCACUUCCCCAUUCCUGGCAACCAAGUGCGAUUUAACCACCAUUACUGCGAAUUUCCUGCGACUUUAUCUUCACUACUUGCGGAAUGUGUUAUUCCAUCAUGUCGUUACACACUGACGCUAAUCAAGCAGUUGGCCUUUCUCUGUACUCCAUAGACCACAGGUCCUAUAACAGUAGUAGUCAUACGAUUUUUUCCAUUAACCGUUGUCUUUCCAAGGUUGUUAAUUUACAUGAAGUUAUUCUUUUUCUCAUAGCUAACCUGCGAUAAUUGUUUAGGCAGGACGUACCGUAUUUUACAAUAUUGAUCAAAUAAGUUUGUAUCUCCCUACGUAAAAAUGCAGGUAUGGGUUUCAAGUCACGUUUGACUGUUCAACCGGAAUGUGCGAAAUGGUGGAAUUUGAAAAGAAUUGUAAACCCCAUUUGGUAACAGAUUUGACUCUGUCAGACUGUGGAGCUCUCUUUUGGGAGCUAUCUAGUAAUUUGGGUUAAAAAUCAUCCCAUAUGUUUAAGUUUGCGCGUGAAAUACUGCGGAAAGGGAUUAUGUUAAGACUUCUGUUGUAAUUGAAAAGUCAAAUUGACGAACACGUGUUUUCAGUAACUCUUCAUCAGGCCAAAACGGUUACAAUGAAGUUUAAGUUAUGCGAAUUACAUGACUUAUAAAUGAUUCAGGGACAAUCCAGUGCUAUGCUGCCAGAAGACUCUGACACAGGCGCUCUGUCUUCCGUGGCCGACGCCGACCCCAACGUCGCCCCAACCUCCUGA